AGCAUCUUUUCAAAUUUUGCAGGCCAAAGGCCACGCGCUUCAGAUUUGAAAAGAUGCUGAGAGGGCAUCUUUUCAAAUCUCAAGAACCACAGGAGAGCACAGCAGCUUUUUCGCCUGUUGGUUUUCAGAUUUGAAAAGAUGCGCCCCGAGGUAUAUUUCCCCGUUUCAGCCGUGUCCACAUCUGAAAAUGUUGCGCCAUGAAGCACGGGCCACCUCGUCAGGGGUUGCUCGCUCUUCAGGUCUCCCGGAUCUCUCGACCCCUUUGGCUUCUCGGACAGCUGUGGUCUGUGCGCGCCUCCCUAUUCUACCUAGACCUCCCCUUCCAGUUGGCUUUUCCGGGUUUCCCAGCAUACGCCGUCUGUCCUCAUUUUACUGGGUGCGCGCCAAGUCCUGAACCGCUAGGGGUUUGGGAAGCUGCGCAGAAGAUGCGGUGGGCGCUGUUUCCGAAUCAGGCCCAAGCCAGGCCGGGGCUGAUAAGAGGGGGGGCGCAGCCUUUCGCUUGGCUACGCCUUGUGGAGGGUAAAUUCGCCGGGGGCAUUUUCCGCGUUUGUCGCUAUUGCCGGGCGCCUUGCCUUACCUGCGCAAGCAGUCAGAGGCGCGCUCAGGGUCCAUGGCCUCAUAUGAUUGGGAGGCUCGUUUGGGUGGCUUUUCUCUUUGGGGUCUUUGGCUUGCGUUUCUGCCCCGGACCUCGGGGCAGAAAUAGAACAGCCCGGCUUGGCGCGUUUGCAAAGGCGGACGCGCAGCCGCCAUCGAAGAGGCGCUACGCGAUAAUCGGCGAGGGCGCCGCGCAAUCAACUGGCCAA
Amoebophrya sp. A120 is the source of this 803-nucleotide messenger RNA. Lineage: Eukaryota; Dinophyceae; Syndiniales; Amoebophryaceae. The record is from the annotation of a GenBank genome assembly.